CCAAGGCGACGCCUCCGCCUUCACUGCCAAAGACCGGUCCUUUAAUCAAGACUUCAGUUGCACAACCAGUCAAACCACGCACAGCACCCCCACGCUCAGCUAACACAGCCGCACCCCCAGCUCCAAGUGUUCCAAAAAGAUCCCCCGGAGCGGUUGUGGCAAAUACAACCAAUGGGAAUGACUCUAAUCUAAAACCAACCAAUGAAAACAGACCCAGAUCAGAGUCCCACGUGACUAAGGUCCUGUUUCCGGGGUACCGUGGUAGCAAUGACGUAUCGGGUGAACCCGUGCCCCGCGCACGCUCGAAUACGGACGAGAGAAAGACCGACACCCCAUCAACAGACCCAUUCCAACCGAACAGAAGUAGCCAAUCAUCCAGACCUCACAACACAACGCACAGACGCACUGGCUCGCAAACGAAGCCUGUUGUUGGGGUACGCAUGACAGGGACAGACCGCAACCAGACCCUCAACCGCACCACCAGUCAACCAAUGACUGAGUCAGGCAGCAAGCACCUCUCCAUGCCGACGGGUCCACGCACGAUGGCACACACACCGCCGAAACACCAUUCGGGCUCCCAGAAUAGCCUCAACCAAGCCCAACCUCAACCACAGGCAUUUGCGAUGAGUAGGAGUUUCGGCGGGUCUCCGGCUGGCAGUGGCUCUAGUUUCGGACCCUCGAGUUCCGCGAGGGGGGUAGUGGGGAGUGCUAGUAUGAGCUCAGGGCUUAGUGGAUAUGCCGACGGCCAAACAGGCAUGAAUGAUAGUGUACAUAACGGUACGAAUACGAGUGGGAGUAUGAGUCGAGGCGGUAUUGAAGCAUACACGCACCCGGGUGGGGUGGCGUUGAAGAACUGGUCGAUCCCAGAGGCGCUGGAGGUUAACUACUACACAAACUUCGAGCACCUGGCCGAGGGCAAGGCAAAUGUCCCGAGUAAGUGA
Molecule: messenger RNA, 941 nt
Organism: Sphaeroforma arctica JP610
Lineage: Eukaryota; Ichthyosporea; Ichthyophonida
Exons: 1
Source: RefSeq, a predicted model, not a curated record